Erythranthe guttata (spotted monkey flower) is the source of this 1453-nucleotide messenger RNA. RefSeq names its product SEC12P-like 2 protein (gene STL2P). NCBI's taxonomy places the organism in Eukaryota, Viridiplantae, Streptophyta, Magnoliopsida, Lamiales, Phrymaceae. The record is from RefSeq and is a predicted model, not a curated record. Gene Ontology annotation, molecular function: protein binding; guanyl-nucleotide exchange factor activity. Gene Ontology annotation, cellular component: endoplasmic reticulum membrane. Gene Ontology annotation, biological process: endoplasmic reticulum to Golgi vesicle-mediated transport.
AUUGCAAUUUUUUAUACAUAUAAUAAAUUGGCAAAUCAAUUUUGUGCAAUCGCUCAGAUCACAGAUUCACAAACCAAAACCCGAAAGCCCCAAAACUCACGUCACAGAGAAACAAUGGUGAACGGCGACGACAAACCGAGCAGUCAGAAGUACGGCGUUCCACUCUACGGCGCAGCGUGGGUUCCCCCUUCCGCCGCCGCCGUCGUUAAUGGAGACGCCGCUGCAGAAUCGGAUACCCCCGCUCCCUACACUGUGAAGCCCCAUGUCGUCCUCGCCGGAGGCGGCGGAGAAGGCCACAGUGGAAUACGGAAUUCUCUCCUCCUCUCGUCCGCUGACCUCGAUUCGAAUUCCCUUUCUGAUCAGCCCGUGGCAGAACUUGGAACUGGCAGUGAUUUGCCGUACAGAAUUGCAGUGCAUCCUGGAGGAGAAGGCAUUAUUUGUUCGUUUCCCAAAAGUUGCAGAUGGUUUGAAUGGGAUUUGAACACGGAGACAGAUGAACACACUCUGAGUUUGAAAUCAUCUGAUAAUGCCCUUGAGCAAUUGGAAGAUGUUGGGCAACAAUUAGCUAUGACCUUUAACAGCGAAGGAAGUUUACUUGCUGUUGGUGGUGAGGAUGGCAAAUUAAGGGUUUUUAAGUGGCCAGCCAUGGAAAGUACUUUCAGUGAGGACAAUGCUCAUCCUUCUGUGAAAGAUUUGGAUUUCAGCCCCGAUGGAAAGUUUCUCGUUUCUCUUGGAGGUGGCCCUGGAAGGAUUUGGAAUGUCGCCACAUCAACAUCCGUAGCUUCUCUACCCAGGCAAAAUGAUGAGAUUUUGGGUUUUUGCCGGUUCUCAAGGGCUACUGACAUAGACCAAGUACUGUACAUAACAGCAAUGCGAGAUAGAGGUGGUAGUAUCGUGAAAUGGAACACUAGUACAUGGAAAAGGAUAAGUUCAACAUACGUUUCCCGAGAUCCAAUUUCUGCUUUUAACGUGUCACCUGAUGGAAAGCUCCUUGCCAUAGGAACAAUUCAAGGGGACAUUUUUAUUAUGAGUUCUGCCAGAAUGCGUGUGCUGACUGUUGUCAAGAAAGCACAUCUUGGCCUCGUAACUGCAUUGGCAUUUUCGCUAGAUUCCAGGGCCUUGGUAUCUGCAUCCUUAGAUUCAAGUGCACGGGUGACUUUAAUCAAGGAUAAAAAGGAAAAUGGAAACGGCUUGUGGAUUAUCGCUCUGCUGAUCCUUCUACUAGCGUUGGCUGUAUAUUAUGCAAAAAGCAUAGAACUUUUUCCUCUGAAACCUUGAUUUUGGGGGUUGUGGAGCUGGCAAUUUAUUGACACCUCUAAAAUACUAUUUCUUAAAUGUCUUUCUCGUGCAGAUAGAUAACAGUAUUUAAUUGUCGCAAAUUUGAACAGUAGUAUUCCGUCAGGUCGUUUUGUACUUGAUAUGAAUGAAUGCGCGUAAAAGUUAUUUUGAACCC